UUGAAGACAGUAGUACACUAAAUAAAAAGACAGAGAGAAAGUAGAAACAAAACCUUCUGUUUCAAGAAAGCAUCGUUUGGUGUGUGUGUGUGUGUCCGAAAAUGGAAGAUCUUGACAUUGAGUACAAGAAUUACUGGGAAACCACAAUGUUCUUCCAGAAUCAAGAACUUGAAUUUGACAGUUGGCCGUUGGAAGAAGCGUUUUCGGGUUCAGGAGACUCGAGUUCGCCGGACGGAGCAGCAACGUCGCUGGCGUCAUCGAAGAACCUCGUCUCUGAGAGGAACAGAAGGCAAAAGCUUAAUCAGAGAAUCAUGGCUCUCCGAUCUGUCGUUCCCAAAAUAAGCAAGUUGGACAAGGCAUCUGUCAUCAAAGAUUCGAUCGAUUAUAUGCAAGAACUUAUUGAUCAAGAAAAGAAGCUAGCAGCAGAGAUCAGAGAGCUGGAGUCACAAUCAUUAUUGAUAGAAAAUCCUACAAGAGAUUACGAUUGCAUCAAUAAUUUCCCGGAAAAUCAGCAGCAAAAUCUCUCAGACGUUAAUGUCCUGAGAUCCAAGAAGUCCAGACAGAUGGAUUACAAUACUUCUGGAUCAUCAAUUACUAGAGUACAUAAUCAUUCACUCAUCGAAGUACUGGAAAUGAAGGUGACUUGGAUGGGAGAGAAGACAGUAGUGGUAUGCAUAGCAUGUAGCAAGAAGAGAGAGACUUUGUUGCAGCUCUGUAAAGUGUUGGAGUCUUUGGAUCUCAACAUCAUCACCACUAACUUCUCUUCCUUCUCAUCUCGUCUCUCUACCACUCUCUUCUUACAGGCGGAUGAAGAAGAGAGGAGUACAAUAGAGACAAAGAUACAAACAGCAAUCACAGCUUACAAUGAUCCAAAUUGUCUCAUCACCUUAUAAUCUUACUUCCAUGUACUAAAUAAAACCGUUCUUUUAUGCACUAUAUGUGAAGAGUUACUGUUGUUAGAAUGUACUAUUCUAAAAGUUCAUUUGAGCUUCAAAACA
Molecule: messenger RNA, 998 nt
Organism: Raphanus sativus (radish)
Lineage: Eukaryota; Viridiplantae; Streptophyta; Magnoliopsida; Brassicales; Brassicaceae
Product: transcription factor bHLH27
Exons: 5
Coding region: 102-893 (263 amino acids)
Biological process (GO): regulation of DNA-templated transcription
Cellular component (GO): nucleus
Molecular function (GO): protein dimerization activity; DNA-binding transcription factor activity; sequence-specific DNA binding
Source: RefSeq, a predicted model, not a curated record